UUGGCCCGCUGCUGCCGGAGUGUUGGGCGUGGAGGGGUGUUCUGCGUGAGCGGUGCGCCCCGAAUGUCAGUUUUCUGCUUUUAAGCUGGAGAUGAAGUGGCUUUUCCCCUAAGACUGUUUUGAUUUCGUCUUUGUAGAAUACAAAACAUUUCAUUUACCCUGUCCUACUCCUGGGGUUAAAAGUGUCGGGGGUUGAAGUUGAAAGGUGGCAUUAUCAAUAGAUCAUUGCUGGCCCAUGGACAACCGGCACAGCUCAUCACCUUCGCCGGUCAUGGGCGCUAAGACAGUCCUGUCAGACUCAAUGCUGUCAUCACCUGGCUGUGUGCACACGCCCUCCAGUGGUGGCAGCACGUUCGACCUGCUCCUGGAGAGCCGCGAGAAGGGCUCGCGCGAGGCGGAUGGUGGCGCCGACAAGGAGGCAGGCAGCGCGCUGUUGUGCUCGGCCGCCAGUGACGACAUGUUCUCGAUGAGCGGGGAUGCGGACAGUCUCAUAUUCAUGGAGGCGCUGGCUCUGGCCGAGGAGUUCGCGACGUUGGCUAAGGAGGCAGACGAGCCGGCGGCCGAGUCGUCCGGCAUGGCCGACAGCUGGCAGCGCCUGACGGCCGGCGCCGCGAUGCUGGCGUCUGGCGUCCAGCCGUCGGCGGCGCCGGCGCCGGCGCCGCCCGGCCCGGUGCCGGACGUCGUCCCCGUCUCGACGGCCGCACUCCCCGUCUCGACGGCAUAUGCAGCGCUCUGCGAGAAGGCCUCGGCUGAGCUGCGCCAGCUGGAGCUGCAGACGCAGGAGGAGUACGAGAGCCUGCAGUUUGAGGCGGCCGAGCGUUUGGUGGCGGCGGGCGAGGCUGACCCCGGCCGCCACCGACCACUGCAGCUGAUACCGUGGGGCGCCGACGCCGCCCGGCCGGCGACCGGCGGCUACGGAGUGGACGGAAGCUGGCGCGGUACAUACCGCGUGCUCAAACCAUCGGUCGGGCCGUGUCUGGCGAACGAGUCGCCGUCGGAGACGCGACGGCGCCGGUCGUCCCCGGCCCCGCCAGCCACGCGGCAUGCGUCCGGCCGUGCCGCGCUGGACCGCACCUUCCGCUGCGACGCCCGGCCGGACCGCACCGACCGCGCAGAGGCGUGGCUGGACACCAGUGACGGCCCCUGUCGGGAGCAGCGCGAGCUGACCGGCAGCACGACCCAGCAGCGGGGCGACUCGCCGCUGGUCACAGCCGGCCGGCCGGUGCGCCGUGCCCGCGUCUCCCUGAACCAGACAUGGGACGUCGACGCCCCCGACAGCCGAGCCAGCAGUGCUCUCGGCCGUGUCAACUCCACGUUCGACACCGACGUCCUGAACAAGACCUUCGAUGCUGAAGGCCCAGCUAUUGCGUCAGCGGGCGCGAACGGCCUCCUCAACAGCACGUACGACGCAGAAGCCUCCCUUCAGGGUGUAUUUCACGGAGACGUCGGCCCGGAUCUGACGCAGGACGCGGCGGGCGCCCUGAACCAAACGUUCGACGCCAGCGUGCGCUCAACCCGCAAGUCAGGCGCGUACCGGCGGCUGACGUGGAAGUCGGACGUGGACGCCGUCCUGAACCGAACGUUCGACGGCAAGGACUCGUGGCAGCGGGAGGCGUCCCGUGCGCUCGGCCGGCCCCGAGCCUGACCAGCGGGGUGACACGCAGGGCCGGGACCGGUCGGCAAAGGUGCCUGGUCCAGUGGUUAGCAGAUCCGGCCUGGCCACGGCGGAGCAGUUGGGAUCGGCAGACCGCAGCUCCUCGUCCGAGCGCGCCGCGCCACCACCGCCAGUCUCUCCGCCGCGGCCCGGCUCUGGUGG
Messenger RNA from Pollicipes pollicipes, 1816 nucleotides. RefSeq lists its product as uncharacterized. The record is from RefSeq and is a predicted model, not a curated record. NCBI's taxonomy places the organism in Eukaryota, Metazoa, Arthropoda, Thecostraca, Pollicipedomorpha, Pollicipedidae. The coding region runs from base 236 to 1645 and encodes 469 amino acids. The transcript has 5 exons.